AUGCUGAAGAUCAAUGUGGAGAGCAGCAGAUCAAAAAGAGUUGUACAAGUAUUCCACAGGGACGGUCAAUGUGGUGAAGCCCAGCACCACAUUCCGGGUCGAUCCGGGAAUUUUGGGGAAUUCAUGGUGACAAUAGGGCUGGGCACACCAGAGACCAAAGUCACUCUCUAUAUCAACACUCACAGCGACCUGUCCUUUCUCCAAUGCCAACCCUGCCAACCCUGCCACCCACAAUACGGCUCAGUAUUCAACCCUAAAAAAUCCACUUCAUAUUCCACCAUCCCCUACAAUUCCCCUCAAUGCUCAAUGGUCAAAACCGAAUUUCCUACUAUCUCCUCCCCAACCGGCACCUGCAUCUACAACGGUAGCUACAACAACACUAUCUACAACAUGGGAUACUUGAGCAAAGACAAACUUACCACAGCCCAUCGGCAGAGUUUCGCGGAUUUCAUCUUUGGUUGCAGCCAAUUCGUAGAUGAAUAUGACCUUGCAGCCGGAGUUUUGUCCCUCGGCAGAGGAAACAACAUCUCUUUCGUUCACCAAACUGCCACUAAGUACGAUGGUCGUUUCUCCUACUGCCUGCCCACUACCGGAUCCUCCAAUGGUUUUCUAGCAUUCGGAAAAGAUAGUGCAGAUGACAACCUUACCAAAUUCACCCCUCUAGUUACUAAUACAGACUACCCCAUAAAAUACUUUGUCGACAUUAUAUCCAUAGCGGUCGGCGGCCGUACCCUAAACAUAUGCCCGAGUGUUUUCGGAAAGCCCGGCAACACCCAAAUAGAUUCAAUCGCUCGCUACACCUCCUUGCAGCCGAAAGCAUACAAGGCAUUGAGCCUCGAGUUUAAGCGGCAGAUGAUAAAAAACUACGGCUACAAGAAAGCACCAGCAUUUCAUGGUAUCCUGGAUACUUGUUUUCUUACCACGGGACAUGACAACAUCACUGCGCCUACAGUGUCCUUCACUUUUAGCGGAAACGUUGAGGUUCAUCUGCAAGUUUCUCAAACACUUUAUGCCAUAAACUCAGAUCAAUCCUGCCUUACUUUUGUCGCAAACACUGACCCUACCGAUUAUGCUAUAUUCGGAACCACUCAACAAAGGACAUUCGAGGUGGUGUUUGACGUCGGCAGAGAGAAAUUAGGAUUUCGGCCCAACAGCUGCACUUGA
Striga asiatica is the source of this 1164-nucleotide messenger RNA. NCBI's taxonomy places the organism in Eukaryota, Viridiplantae, Streptophyta, Magnoliopsida, Lamiales, Orobanchaceae. The record is from the annotation of a GenBank genome assembly.